UACCGCGGAAAAUUUUCGGCUCCCGAGGCGCAUAAUGCCUCGCCGCGGCUGUGCAUUCAUAUCCGUCGUAUGCCGGUGCUUUUGAGCCGCGGGACGCAAAAUCGGAAAAUAAUGGACAAGAAGGGGCUUUUGACCGAUCGACCAAGCACGUUGCCAUUGGCAACGUUGGAUUUAAGGCCUUGAGCUUUCAGACUUACGGCUGCGAAAGUCCCGUGGCAGCCGCGUUUCCGCAUUAAAAGCCGCACUCGGACGAUCGACUCGUCGUCGUCCCUCGUCGGAUCCCGCGAGAGUGCCGUGAUUUGAUUGGCGACCACUUUGCACGCCGACACGGCUGAAUCCGAGCGAAUCUUCUGUAAAGUGCACGCGCGAUCGGAGUGUUUCGCUGCUUAAUCGCGCCAGGCAAUUCUCGUUAACGAGUCGACGAGAUCGCUUGGAAAUCGCGAAGCUGUUGCAACAGGCGAAACAGGCAAACAUCACAGAGCGAAAGGGAGAAAAAAAAAGGAGAAAGAGAGAGAGAGAGAGAGACCUGUUAUGAAGAUUUUUCGAUGGAAAUUAUGAAGUGCGCUCAUGAUAGAAGCGCGGCGAAGAGACACUACGAAUGGCUCACGACGUUUAGAUCUCAUGGGAUAGCCGCCGGUAGGUCAUGGCGGUUGUCUCGGGGACACAGGACCGCAACCCAAGGACGACGAAGCCGUUCCUCGGCGGAUGGAAGAACACGCUUACCGGUCUGAUUUAUCACAACGCCUGCACACAGACGCACGGUUGCGGCAUCGCCAGAAGCGACGGGAUCACGCAGACCGUCGCGGUCGCGGACGCCAUCACCGAGGUCGUUCACGAUCAGGCGGUGCAGGUGCAGUUCUUACCGGACGCGCGCGACCGAGUCGUCACGUCUGGCGUUUCUUACCUCAACACCGCGCCGAUUCAGGAGGUCGAGUCGUCGGCUCUUCAAGAUAACAACCAGCUACUUCUCGACAGUGUUCUCAAGAUACAAAGGUGUUUCAGAGCUCACCGAGCCAGAGCUCGCCGAUCGGCGGCCAAAGGGACCAGCCUCCAGGCGGCGAAAAUUUCCCAAGAAGACAACGAGGCAACGGCGACACCUGCGGAGCAGCUCCAAGCGCUCAGCAGCUGCGCCGGUUUCACGAUACUGAAUCGCAGGUCGCCGCGAACGAGCUCGGACUUCGAGUCGCUGCGGAACCUGCUGGACCGUUGGCGAAUCCUCGAGAGCGAGCGGGCGAGCCGCACGCUCCUCGGUGCCUCGAGGGUCGCCGCCUGCGGCCUGAUCCUGUCGAAGGAAGUCGAGCUGCUGCGCGCCAUGGACUCGAUGAGGAGCGCCGCGCGCGUCAAGUACAGGGAACGGAAACGACGCAGGCUCUUGGACGAGCUGUCGAAGCCGGUCGCCUGGCAGGAUAGCCGCGGCCGAGCGGUUCUGGUGGACACUCUACGCGUCCAACGAGCCCGCCAGCACAGGAACGUGUACGCCUCGUUGGCCAACGAGAACCUGUCCGUGCCGGAGAGGCUUGAUCUACUGUGCGGCCUGAGGCGCGUCGCUGGCAUGCACACGUGCAGCCAGUCGCUCGAACUCGCUUAUCUGGUGGAUCAGGAGUUGGCGUUGCUGACACGUCGCGUAGACACCGGCAGACUCAACUGGCUGAGGAACAGGCUCAAGUUGAGCUUCCUCAAGCUGGCGCGCAACGCUCUACAAGGGGACCUCGAGGAGGAUUCGCGGUUCAGCUGGUUGGACGCAAGCAUUACGCGGCUCUGCAGAACCUGCGGCAGGCUGCUGCCCUUGGAGAAAUUUCCCCGGGAACGUCGACUGCGGUCUUCCAUCUGCGUCUACUGCACGUCCAUGCGAACCCGAAGAGAGCCACGCGUGGUGUACGAUCCUUACGAAAGGAUGUUGCGAGAGAUCAGGCGCUGCGAGACCAGGACUGGUUGUUACGGUAGCCUGGCUUUCGUGAUCGGGGCCAAGGUCGUUUACCGCCUGGUGAACGAGAUUUGGCAUGGUCGGUCCGGCAUUUCCGAGUGCGACGACCUAGACGAGCUGCGACUUACGCGCUUCCGCCGCGAGCUCGAGUGGGCGCCUUGGAAUUCUUUGUUGUUGACGACGACCGAGGCUGCCGUUCACCACGGGAUCGCCGACAUCGAGAAUUUCUACGACGCGAGACUGUUGCGGAAAUUUCACACGAAGAAUCUCCAGGCGAGGAUGCGCUUCGGCUCGGUCUCCGAGGCGCAGAGAAAUAUCGUCACUCCGUCCUCGAUGGAUAAUUAAUUAUUCUUUGCAACGAAGGAUGAAGAAGUUGGGGACAGCGCGUCGAUUGGUUCGAUAAAAGAGGCUGGACACUCGCGGAUGGAAAGACUUCGCGGAAGAGAUAGCCGUAACAGCGUGUCUUAAAAGGAUGAGAGACGCAAAGUAGGAUAAUAUAGCCGUCCGUCAGUUUUCGGCACUUUCGUGCGCAUUUGAUUCAGUAUUAACGUGCACGGGAAAUAAUAAAUAAUAGUAAGUGAAUAAAUAAU
Messenger RNA from Harpegnathos saltator (Jerdon's jumping ant), 2514 nucleotides. RefSeq names its product IQ and ubiquitin-like domain-containing protein. Gene Ontology annotation, cellular component: motile cilium; acrosomal vesicle. Bases 644 to 2269 code for a protein of 541 amino acids. The record is from RefSeq and is a predicted model, not a curated record. Lineage: Eukaryota; Metazoa; Arthropoda; Insecta; Hymenoptera; Formicidae. The transcript has 4 exons. Gene Ontology annotation, biological process: flagellated sperm motility; cilium assembly.